CGAACACUCCCAAGAGGUGCUUGUCACUAUGACGUCAUCCGAUGCAGGAAGUUUACUACGUGAGAAGCCGCAAGGCGGAAGUGACGUUGUAGAGUAUGGCUACUGCUGCUAAAUAAUUUUACGCUGGAGACUGCAUAUUCUGAAAUUGUUUGGUGUAAGUUAUCUAAAGAGGAAAAGAAAAGAACACCAAUUGAUGGCACACCACGAAUUAAAACGAACUUUAUUUGAUCUCAUUAAAAAACGUCAUCAGUUAAAAAAUAGAGAAAAGAAUUUGAAAAUGAGCAGCAACUUUGUGCAUGGCCAUCGAAGUGCAUGUACACAUCCUCCUCCUAAGAAAAAGUCUAAAGGUAAAGCAAAAAAGAAAUCAUUGCUUGAAUUCAUUGAAGAUCCCUUAAGAAAAGAACCACUGAUUGGUUUACAGUAUGUGGUUGAAGUUAAACUCUUGGGACAUAACAAAAGUGUCUAUAAGUGCAACUUGUGUAGUGUUAGAGGAGAUAACUCUUGCAUAAAAGAUCAUUUGGUUGGUUGGCAACACUUAAAAGCUUUUAUGAAUAAAGAUCAUUAUUAUAAGAUAGAUGAAUUAAGGCAUAUGAAGCUGUCAAAAGUGGAAUUGCAAAAGAUACUUAAAGAAUAUGCCAUGAGGAUAGAGAAAAAAGAAGGUGUGAAAUGUGUUAAAGUUGAAUAUGUCCAUGGCAAAGGAAAGAACAAUGAUAUAGAUGUUUGGAAAUCCAAAAUAUAUCAUGAUUAUAUCCCAGAUUACCAACAAAAAAAGAUUACUGAUCGAAGACAAAUAGCCUUGCAAUACUCGGAAAAUUUCAAGAUAACAUCUCGUACAGAGGCAAAUGAUGUUCUGAAUUUGACAGAGCGUUUGAAUAAAUUAUUAGAGGCCUACUUCAUGAAAUCUGGAGGUGACAAUCUCCUGCAUAUACAAAAUACAAGCAAUGUUCAUACUCGGCACAGCAAACAUACAAAAGUUAAAGAGGACAUUGCAUGCCAUUCUGCCAGAGAAAAGGAUUCAGGAAAAUCUAAAGUAAAUUCAGGUUCUGAAAGUCGGAAAAGGAAGGCAUCCUGGACAGAUGAUGAACUGCCCCACUCCUCAUCAACAUUCUUUUACUCUGAUGAUAGCACAAAUGUGUCUGGACAUGCUCAGUGCUAUUCUGCUGGAGAUUCCACUUUACAGUCGUCUUCUUUUACAGAGGUCUCUCAUAGUUCAUUCCCACUUGGUAAUUUACGUGAAAGCAAAGUGUAUGAUCAGAAUACAUACAGUCAAUCAGAGCUUCCUCAUACUGAAGCAGCUUCAGUUACACCUAGUGUGUCAGACUCAGUGAAUCUAUCACUUUCCUAUGAUCACUCAGUUCCAGCUGAUACUGACCAAACUUCUUCUACCAGCAACUUAAAUGAGCAGCCUUCUGAAACAGAUGCUACAAGCAGUACAAGUGGGAAAACUUCAAAGACACUUAGCCCUGACUUACUUAAACUCCUUAAAGGAAAGGAUUUAAGUACAGUGAUCAAAAUCCUUAAGACCUUAGCUCCAUUUUACCCUGCUCUUCAAGAAGUGAAUAUUGAAAUGUUUGCUCAGGUUCUACUUCAUGCGGGGGCAUUAGAAGAACAGCCAGUAGAUGAAAGCUGAAUACCACAACAGUUAUGCAUAAGCGCCUAGAUCCUUCUUACGAUCUCUGAAAUUAAAGCGUGUUCUUGUUCACUAGUAGUCAAGCAAAGUUGUUUGUUUUUUUCUUUUUUCAAUGUAAAUAGCCUGAUAUAUUGUUUUACCUGUAACAAAAAUAAAAGUAUGUAAACUUAUA
Molecule: messenger RNA, 1802 nt
Organism: Xenopus tropicalis (tropical clawed frog)
Lineage: Eukaryota; Metazoa; Chordata; Amphibia; Anura; Pipidae
Source: RefSeq, a predicted model, not a curated record